This is a messenger RNA of Brachypodium distachyon (stiff brome), 498 nucleotides long. Its product is annotated as chorion class high-cysteine HCB protein 13-like. The record is from RefSeq and is a predicted model, not a curated record. Lineage: Eukaryota; Viridiplantae; Streptophyta; Magnoliopsida; Poales; Poaceae. Bases 1 to 498 code for a protein of 165 amino acids. The transcript has a single exon.
AUGGCUUCACUUUCAGCUGCUAAACUACUCAAGGCAACCACGCUGCUCGCCGUCGUCCUCGCCAUGCUAGUCCUCCCUACCUCAGCACGCUACCGCUCACGAGCUCCUGCUCCCGCACCGGCUCCGGCGGGGGUCAUAGUACGAUGCAGCGAGUGCCCCGCGUACUGCGCGGCCGCCGUGGCGGCGGCCGGCCUGUGCGGCAAGUACUGCGACCCCCCGUCAUCGACGAGCUGCGACGGCUGCAGGUCCAUGGUGCUCCAGUACUGCACGGCGUGCUGCGUCGCCGGCGGCGGCUGCAGCAGCAGCAGCAGCACCGCCGCAAGUGGCUGCGGGGCGUGCAACUACUGCGGCGGGCGCGGGUGCGCCGGCGAGGUGCAGCGCGCGUGCGAGCAGCCGCAGGGCGCCUGCCGCGUUGAGGACGAAGGGGCGUGCAAGGGCUGCCGGGCACGGGAGGAAGAGCAUUGCAACGAGUACUGCAAGAGCAACUGCGUCCAGUAA